UUAGUAUCUGUAAGAAGUAAGAGAACUGGUUAUUUAACAAUUAUUUGUUUACGUUGUUUGUCAGAAUAUUUUUUUGUUCAACUGUGUUACCCACUCCAGUCAGCAGGUGGCGAUGAGAAUCUUUCAGGUGAUGCUUCAUUGGUGACGUAUAAUGUACGGGACGGGAUGUUUGUUUCUACAACAACACUUCAGCCACCUCGGUAGCGUGCUAGCCAACAUAAAACCACAACAUUGAAGCGCUUUAGGCCAUUUUUGUUCAUAUUAACCUCGGUGUUUUAAACACACUUAAUGCGUAUUUACUAGUUACUCUAUUUAAUUUACUAUUUACGUGUUUAGCUAAGUAACACUCGGCUAAUGCUAACUAGCUUACUUGCUAACAUCCUCGACCAUGAGUUCACUAAGCUACUCCCUCCCUGCUAAAGAAGAGGAGGUCUGCUGGACAGAGAAAGAUGUUCUCGUGAAAGAGGAGAAGGAAGAGGAGGCUGUUACAGUUAAACAAGAAGUAGAGGGUGAAGCUGUUACAGUGAAAGAAGAGGAGAAAGACGUGAAAAAGGAAGAAUCUUUAAGAGUGAAAGAGGAGGAUGCAGUUUGUGGAAUGAAGGAGGAGGAGGGGGAGAUUACUGUCCCAUUGGAGGAGACUGGAGAUCUGAUUAACACCAGAGAAAGACCAGACUCGGAGAAACCAGAGACGUCCAAACCAGCAAGACGACACCACUGCUCCCACUGUGGAAUGGUUUUUAACCAGUUAAGGUGUCUGAAACGACAUGAGAGAAUACACACAGGGGAGAAGCCUUUCCAAUGCUCCCAGUGUGGAAAGUGUUUUUCCUUGUUAGCGAGCAUGAAAAGACAUGAGAGGAUACACACAGGAGAGAAGCCUCAUCACUGCUCUCAAUGUGGAAAGAGUUUUUUCUCAUCAGGGUGCCUGAAAAGACAUGAGAUGAUACACACAGGGGAAAAACCUCAUCACUGCUCCCAGUGUGGAAAGAGUUUUAACCGGAAAGAAUACCUGAAAGAGCAUGAGAGAAUACACACAGGAGAGAAGCGAGAUAAACUUUUCCAAUGCUCUAAGUGUGGAAAUAAUUUUUCCUUGUUAGCGAGCCUGAAAAUACAUGAUAGAAUACACACAGGGGAGAAGCCUCAUCAUUGCUCCCAGUGUGGAAAGAGUUUUAAGCUGAAAGGACAAUUGAAACAGCAUGAGAUAAUACACACAGGGGAGAAGCCGUACCCCUGCUCCCAAUGUGAAAAGAGUUUUUCCUGGUUGGGUCACAUGAGAAGACAUAAGAGAGUACACACAGGAGAUAAGGAUGUAGGCUGCUGAACAGUGGGACAAAGGACAGACAGCCGUGAAGAGGGCACGAGAAAGCCUAUUCCCCCUCAGGAGACUGAAAAGAUUUGACAUGAGUCCUCA
Messenger RNA from Oncorhynchus kisutch (coho salmon), 1408 nucleotides. Its product is annotated as putative zinc finger protein 833. The transcript has 2 exons. The record is from RefSeq and is a predicted model, not a curated record. Gene Ontology annotation, cellular component: nucleus. Gene Ontology annotation, biological process: regulation of transcription by RNA polymerase II. NCBI's taxonomy places the organism in Eukaryota, Metazoa, Chordata, Actinopteri, Salmoniformes, Salmonidae. The coding region runs from base 389 to 1318 and encodes 309 amino acids. Gene Ontology annotation, molecular function: DNA-binding transcription factor activity, RNA polymerase II-specific; RNA polymerase II transcription regulatory region sequence-specific DNA binding.